Funneliformis caledonium is the source of this 169-nucleotide messenger RNA. Lineage: Eukaryota; Fungi; Glomeromycota; Glomeromycetes; Glomerales; Glomeraceae. The record is from the annotation of a GenBank genome assembly.
AUGCAUAAGAAAGAAGAAAUUAAAACCGAAUUAAACGAUGCAAAAGUAUUUUUUAAGAAGGCAGUCGAGGAGUUUGAGAAGUGGGAGAAGAGGAAAUAUAAAGGGGAGAAGUUGAACGAGAUAGAAGAUGAAUUAAUGAAGGGGAGCUUGAGUGAAAAACAGAGAAGAG